AUGCCGCCUCCACCUCGCCGCCACCCGCUCAGCGUACCCACCAACCAUCAUGCCGUCAACAGUCGACCCUCUCCUCCUGCGACCCCGCCCAAGCCGCAAGAACAACCAAAGCGGUCCGGCUCGCCACCUCUUCCUCGACAGAAUACCAAAGUUGCACCUCCUUCACCUCCGAAGGUUAUCACUGACAAGAGUCGCACACUUGAAUUUCAACGGGUUGGAUUGUUGGGCGAGGGUGGCUUUGCACGUGUAUAUGAAGUGCAAGAUCCUCGCGGACUGCGUGUGGCCUGCAAGGUGGUCACGAAAUCCUCCCUCAAGACGAAGAAAGCAAAGACUAAGCUGUACGCGGAGAUCAAGAUACACCGUUCCCUUAAUCACCCAAAUAUCGUUAAUUUCCAGGAAUGUUUCGAGGACGACGACAACGUAUACAUGACUCUAGAGCUAUGCCACAACGGCUCCUUAAUGGACAUGCUCCGCCGACGAAGACGGUUCACUGAACCAGAAGCGCGUUUCUUCAUGGUUGAACUGAUCGGCGCUUGCCAUUACAUGCAUACGCACCAGGUCAUUCACCGGGAUCUCAAGUUGGGGAACAUAUUCCUUGAUAAGAACAUGCAUGUGAAGGUCGGUGACUUCGGGUUAGCCGCUCUCAUCGAGAACCCAGGCGAACGCAAGAAAACCAUUUGCGGGACGCCGAACUACAUUGCACCAGAGGUUCUCUUCGACACUGCCAAUGGCCAUAGCUUUGAGGUGGACACCUGGUCAAUCGGCGUGAUUUUGUACACUCUUGUUGUCGGACGCCCACCUUUCCAAACAAAAGAUGUCAAAGCAAUCUACAAGAGGAUUCGUGACAACGAGUACGAGUUCCCCGCCGACCGCGCAGUCUCGUACCAAGUCCAAGAGCUCGUGCAGGUCAUUCUGACCCCAAACCCGCAAGAACGACCCACCCUGCACGAGAUCAUCGAUCACGCAUGGUUCACUUCCGGGACUGUACCAGGCUAUAUCCCGGCCACAGCCCACGAUGGAGUGCCUGACUUCCGCCACAUCACGCGACCGAUUUCAGAGGCGAAUCUCGCCCGACUGAGAGGGAAUGCCAUGCUUGACAAGGAUCAGUCUUCCAACAUCGCUGUUCCGGGCGCGCGGCCAUCAGGCGCUCCAGGUACUGGAGUGAGUGCAAAUGUUGCCGGGAUGAAGGGCGUGACGUCGAGUCUCGCGCAGCAAGAGAAGGAGUUCCACAAGGCGGUGCAGCCUGGCAGCCCGAUCUCUGCUCUGCUCAGCUCUGCACGACAGCCGCUCAUGGUCGGCCCGAUGCCCACACGUGACGAGCAGCCCCUCAUCCGCAAGCUGCAAGCUGCCAGAGAUCACCGCGGCCCUGCUCGCCUCCGCAUGCAGGCUUUCCCUGAGCCUGAGGACGAUGGCGAGCUCAGGCGAGAAGAGCAGCGCAAGAAGGAGCUCGAAUCGCAGAAGGCACGGAUUGUUGCUCAGAUGGCCACCACCGGUGCACCAGAGUCAGAGUACGCUCAGGAUGGUCCGGAGAACCAGGAGAACGUCCCUCCUACGACCUACCGUGACAAUCGUUCCAAAGAGCAUGUCAAGAACAAGGACAAGGAACGAAUUACCAAGGACGAACCUGCCUCAGCUGGCGCGAGCCCAACGAACUCUGGAAGUCUCCCGAUAAAGCCUAACGGCUUCGAUGCCGCAGCGCGAACGCUCACUGCUGCGUUCGAAGCUAAGGCAGCCGGACGAUUGUUCAGAGAUCCACGCGACGACGUAGACCUGCCAGACGCGAAAGUGUUCAUAGCCUCCUGGGUAGAUUAUUGCAAUAAGUACGGCAUGGGCUACGCCCUGACGGACGGUUCCGUGGGCGUCCACUUCAACGACAGCACCACCAUGAUCUUGGCUCCGGAUAAGAGCCAUUUCGAUUACAUCACGUCGAAGAGCAAAGGUAUGGUCUAUGUGCGCAAGAACCACACCAUUGAAGACUAUCCUGAGGAUCUCAAGAGCAAGGUCUACCUGCUGAAGCACUUUGAGAAGUACAUCAUGGAGAAGUUAUAUGGUGAUUACAACUACACGUUCGAGGACCGGGAACGCGUCAAGGGCAUGGACUUCGUCGUCAAGUAUCUCCGAAUGAAGCAUGUGAUUGUGUUCAAGAUGAGUCAUGACGUCUUGCAGUUCAAUUUCUACGACCACUCAAAGGUGAUCUUAUCCUCACAGGGCCUGCUUAUAACACACAUCGACAAGAACUAUAAACUCACGCGAUGGACGCUCAGUGAGGUGAUGGCACAGGCUCUCCGUCCUUCCCACGCCGAUCCCGAGCGGGCCAAGUUCCACCAGCGUCUUGUCGACAAGUUGAAGUAUUGCAAGGAGGUCCUGGUGUCUAUCAAGAAUGCUAGUGUUAGCCAGGUACAGGGACAGGCUCAGGCGGCUCCUGGAUCUGCCAUGGCUCCUGAGGAAGUGCCUUCUUCUGGGACGAGGUCAUCGGUGUCGAGCAAGGCAUCUAAGGUGUCUCUGCGCUAG
Messenger RNA from Laetiporus sulphureus 93-53, 2511 nucleotides. Its product is annotated as Pkinase-domain-containing protein. Bases 1 to 2511 code for a protein of 836 amino acids. The transcript is spliced from 6 exons. Lineage: Eukaryota; Fungi; Basidiomycota; Agaricomycetes; Polyporales; Laetiporaceae. Gene Ontology annotation, biological process: regulation of cytokinesis; regulation of protein localization to mitotic spindle pole body; protein phosphorylation. The record is from RefSeq and is a predicted model, not a curated record. Gene Ontology annotation, cellular component: spindle pole; cytoplasm; nucleus. Gene Ontology annotation, molecular function: protein kinase activity; ATP binding; protein binding.